Molecule: messenger RNA, 636 nt
Organism: Prorocentrum cordatum
Lineage: Eukaryota; Dinophyceae; Prorocentrales; Prorocentraceae
Source: the annotation of a GenBank genome assembly
AUGUCGAGUACCAGCACUGCUACCACCAUCACGGCCACAACCACUCCCACAAGCACUGUCAUCACCGACGCUCAUACGACUACCACGGACACUACCACAGGCACUGCGACGCAGGUGCCGGGCGCAGCCGGCGAGGCGAGCGCCGCCUUUGCCUUGUCGGGUACCUUGCUGGCGUCUUUCGGUGGAGCUGCUGUCGGACUGGUGGCUGGCUUUGGCACAUGCACCUGCCAUAGGUACCGAAGGCGGCAGCGUAAGAGAAGGCAGCGACUGGCAGAAGAAGCUGAAUUUCUGGAGUGCCACGAUGGCGAGGAGAUCACCACGCGAUUCGAGGUCGAAGGCGGCAAGAUGUACAUGUCUAUCUGCAGCCAUGUCACGUCGCUGGACUGGCUGCCCCCCGUCACGACGUCCACCCUGCACGGGCACAUCCGCAACCAGCACGGCAGGCAAGCGACCAUCCAGACGAGAAAGUUGCCAGAUCUCGUUCGGAUGUGCGAGAAGGCGGGAGUCCGCCACACCCUGCCAACGAGCUUCGGCAGGAACCAGCAGCGCCUGGCGGAGGAGGAGAAGGAGGCCGCAGAGGAGGAGGUGCCGCACGUGCCGUCCUCGCGGAGUUGCCAGUGGGCCAGUAAUGCCUAG